AUGACCCUCUCCUUUUCUCCCACUAAUCUCCCCACCCAAAUCUUCCUCAACAAUGAACACGUCCCAUCCCAAAGCCAACGCACCUUCUCCGUCUCCAACCCAACAGAUGGCACCACAGUCUGCGACAUAGUCCCCAUUUCCGACGAAACCGACGUAAACACCGCCGUCAACAACGCCCAAGCCGCAUUUCCCAGCUGGAAAAAGCUCCCCGGCACCUCCCGCCAGGCCAUCCUCCUCCGCUUCGCCUCCCUCAUCGACCAACACGCCGAAACCCUCGGCCACCUCAACCGCCUCACACUGGGCGCCCCCUACAAAGCCUUCGGCGAGCUCGAGAUCAAGAAAGCAGCCGACGCCUUUCGCUACUACGCAGGCUGGAUCGACAAGUUCGCCGGCGAGACCUUCCCCCCCGAAAAUGGCUUCAUGCUGAUCACCCGCCACGAGCCACUAGGCGUAACGGCGGGGAUCGUGCCCUGGAACGGACCGAUGGGGAUCAUGGGGGUGAAGGCCGCGCCGGCACUAGCAACGGGGAACUGCUUUAUUCUGAAGCCCUCGGAGAAGACGCCGUUUUCGGCGCUGGCGUUGGGGGAGUUGAUUCGGGAGGCAGGGUUUCCGCCGGGUGUGUUUCAGGUUUUGUCCGGGGAUGGGAGCACGGGGGCAUUGUUAGCGAGGCAUAUGAAGAUUCGGAAGGUUAGUUUUACGGGGUCUGUGGAGACGGGGAGGAAGAUUCAGAGGAUGGCUGCGGAGUCAAAUUUGAAGCGGGUUACGCUGGAGCUUGGGGGGAAGUCGCCGGCUGUUGUGUUUGAUGAUUGUGAUUUGGGGAAUGCGGUGUCUUGGUGCGUGAAUGCUAUUACGAUGAAUUCUGGGCAGACUUGUAUUGCUGCUUCGCGCGUGUAUGUGCAAGAGGGGGUUUGGGGGCGUUUUAUCGAGAUGUAUAAGGCUGCGUUGGAGGAGAGGGCGUGGUUGAUUGGGGAUCCGGAGUUGGAGACCACGCGCAUGGGGCCUUUGGUUGAUGAGGCGCAGUUUAAUCGGGUUACUGAGUUUAUCGCUCAGGGCUGUGAAGAUCCGCAGGCGACCUUGUUGACUGGGGGGAAGAGGGUUGGUGAGAAGGGUUUCUAUGUUGAGCCGACGGCGUUUGUGGGUGUGCAGCCUGAGUCGAGGUUGUACCAGGAGGAGGUCUUUGGUCCGGUGGCUAUUGUUAAUUCGUUUCGGACCGAGGAGGAGGCUAUUCAGAGGGCCAAUGCUACUGAAUAUGGGCUUAUGGCUGGGGUGUUUACGCAGGAUAUCAGCAAGGCGAUGCGUGUUGCUGGUGAGUUCGAGUCGGGCAUGGUUGGUAUCAACUGUGUUAGUCUUAACUUCCUCAAGACUCCCUUCGGGGGCUGUAAGCAGAGUGGGAUGGGUCGUGAGUGUGGCAGGAGUGCUUUGGAGUCUUAUACGGAGCCGAAGACGAUCAUGGUCAACCUUAACUCUUCAUUGUAACUCUUCUUCAUGGUGGAUGGCGUUAUCAGGCCGUGAUCUGAAGCAAAGCACUAUUAACCGGUCACUUAUAUGCAACUGAGGCGCGUAUGGUCAUAGACUAGCGGAUUGGGCAAGCAACCACACGCAUGAUGGAG
Aspergillus alliaceus is the source of this 1610-nucleotide messenger RNA. Its product is annotated as aldehyde dehydrogenase family protein. The record is from RefSeq and is a predicted model, not a curated record. Lineage: Eukaryota; Fungi; Ascomycota; Eurotiomycetes; Eurotiales; Aspergillaceae. The transcript has a single exon. The coding region runs from base 1 to 1476 and encodes 491 amino acids. Gene Ontology annotation, molecular function: aldehyde dehydrogenase (NAD+) activity.